Molecule: messenger RNA, 357 nt
Organism: Monoraphidium neglectum
Lineage: Eukaryota; Viridiplantae; Chlorophyta; Chlorophyceae; Sphaeropleales; Selenastraceae
Exons: 1
Coding region: 1-357 (118 amino acids)
Biological process (GO): protein dephosphorylation
Cellular component (GO): nucleus; cytosol
Molecular function (GO): protein serine/threonine phosphatase activity
Source: RefSeq, a predicted model, not a curated record
AUGCUAGGGGAUCAUUUUCUGAAAGAGCAGGGCCUGGGGUUCACCGCGGUCCCCCACGUCGCCGAGAGGGUCGUCAUUGCGCCCGGCGACGACGCCGCGUUAGUCAUCGCGAGCGACGGGCUGUGGGACGUGACGAGCUCCGAUCGCGCGGCGGCGCUCGUGGCGCGCGCGCUGACGGGGGGCGAGGGCGGCGCGUGUGGCGCGGCGGAGGCGCUGAUGGCCCACGCGGUGGCGCAGCGCAGCAAGGAUGACGUCAGCCUGAUGGUGCUGCGGAUCCGGCCGCCGCCGCUUUCGGCGGCCGGCGCGCCACCCGGAGCCCUGCCGGCUGCGGCCGCCGGCGGCGGGGCGCGGCGCUAG